AUGAAUUCCUCUUCGGCAAUGCGUCGGUAUCCGCACAGUUUUUCCAUUGAACAAAUUUUGGCUAAGCCACAAGUUCCCAGUGCGAGUUCCUUUCAACUGAUUUCAAGUGGUUCGCCUCAGGGGCAGGACGACGGUGGUCGUGGCAGUAUUUGUGAUGUUUCCAGAGCUUCAAGUCCAGCCACAUCGAGUUGCCAGGAGGAUACUCUGGACGACGGCAAAAGUGAUAUUGAAUUGACUUCUGACGACGGCAACGCCCUUGGCGAUGAUCGUAAAAAACGGCCAAGAACUGCUUUUUCGGCUGCCCAAAUAAAGGCUCUGGAAACGGAAUUCGAGAGGGGGAAGUACCUGUCGGUGGCCAAAAGAACAGCCUUGGCCAAGCAGCUUCAAUUGACGGAAACGCAGAUAAAAAUCUGGUUCCAAAACCGACGCACCAAGUGGAAGCGCAAGUACACCUCGGAUGUGGAGACACUGGCCUCGCACUACUACGCUCAGCUGGGUAUCGGUGGAUUGGCCAGGCCCAUGGUGGUGGGUGAUCGUCUGUGGCUCUUUAGCCAGACGCCCACGGGACCCACGCCCAUUCAGUCGAUAAUGCUGAACGGCAGCGGAUCGGCUGCUCCCCUGGCGGCUGCAACCGGCGCUGGGCCGGGUCCAUCCAUGCGUUCCUAUACUGCCAACGGCGGAAUGCCACCUUUGCCAGGACCUAGUGUGAUGGAGAGUGCUCGAAAUGCAAUCCUGGCCCGAGGACAGCCACUCAAUUUUCCGAUGCCCUUUGGAGUGGCCAAGCCACCAGUCGGAGGACUUCCAUCUGGCAGCUAUAUACCGCGUUGCAAGUCCUAUGCCGGCAGUUACGUGGACUUCUCCACGCCUCAUCCCCAAAGCGAGGCCUACCUGCAGCUCAAGUAUGCCGCACUGCCGCCAGAAACGGAAACUGGAUCCACGAACGGCUUGGCGGAGCUGGAGCGGGUCUUUGGCGAUGCCAACGCGAACUUCCUACAGCACCGGAGCACCCCAGUUUCGGGCAGCACAACAUCCUAUGGCCACGAGGGCCUAAUUCAGGCCCAGAGAAGCCGCAGACCCUCACAGUCGGAGUCCGAGUGCAGCGACAUCGACUGUGAGCAGCUGGACGAGGAGGAGGAGGCGACUGUUGUGGAGUAG
This is a messenger RNA of Drosophila bipectinata, 1155 nucleotides long. It is a transcript of the gene lms, whose product is annotated as lateral muscles scarcer. Lineage: Eukaryota; Metazoa; Arthropoda; Insecta; Diptera; Drosophilidae. Gene Ontology annotation, cellular component: nucleus. Gene Ontology annotation, molecular function: RNA polymerase II cis-regulatory region sequence-specific DNA binding; DNA-binding transcription factor activity, RNA polymerase II-specific. The record is from RefSeq and is a predicted model, not a curated record. Gene Ontology annotation, biological process: central nervous system development; regulation of transcription by RNA polymerase II; neuron differentiation.